Messenger RNA from Oncorhynchus masou masou (cherry salmon), 639 nucleotides. RefSeq names its product dynein axonemal heavy chain 6-like. The transcript has 5 exons. The annotation marks the transcript as partial. Gene Ontology annotation, molecular function: dynein intermediate chain binding; minus-end-directed microtubule motor activity; dynein light intermediate chain binding. NCBI's taxonomy places the organism in Eukaryota, Metazoa, Chordata, Actinopteri, Salmoniformes, Salmonidae. Gene Ontology annotation, biological process: cilium movement involved in cell motility. Gene Ontology annotation, cellular component: 9+2 motile cilium; dynein complex. The record is from RefSeq and is a predicted model, not a curated record.
AUGACAACGCAGCCUGCAGACGGAGAGCAGGAGAGGUCUACAGCAACGACAUUCUGGCCAUGGUCUCACCUGAAGGAGAAGGUGGGCCUGGCUAAAGGUCUGAAGGCGCGUGGUAACGUAGAGGACUGGCUGGGUAAAGUAGAGGAGGCCAUGUUCUCUUCCCUCCGCCGCCUCAGCAAGGCCUCCAUCGCUGACUACCAGAGCAAAGAACGAGAGGAGUGGGUGGUGGCUGGACACCCCUCACAGGUGGUGUUAACUAUCAGUCAGUUGAUGUGGUGCAGAGACCUGGACGGCUGUCUGGAGGGAGACCACGACCACUUCAUGGCCCUGCAGGACUUUGAAUAUGUCAACAUUGAUAGGCUGAAUGCCCUAGCAGCCCUGGUUCGAGGCCAACUCCCCACCCUGCACCGUAACAUCAUCACAGCUCUCAUCACCGUAGACGUGCACGCCAGGGACAUUGUCACAGACCUCGUGGCCCGGAAGGUUGACUCCAGCAGUAACUUUGAGUGGCAGAGGCAGCUGCGUUACUACUGGGACUUGGACCUAGAUAACUGUGUGGCCAGGAUGGCUCUGUCCACCUACAUCUAUGGAUAUGAAUACCUGGGGGCCUGCCCUCGCCUCGUCAUCACCCCACUCACG